CUGCAGGCUCCCGUCCCUGACGCAGCCGCCGCGGCGGCGGCGCCACGUCUCUUUGGUGGAGUUAAACAGGCCGAAGGAGAAGCGACUGCGGCGUCGUGUCUAGUGGCCAUGGCCUUCACUUUGUACUCGCUGCUGCAGGCGGCUUUGCUCUGCGUCAACGCUAUCGCCGUGCUGCACGAGGAGCGCUUCCUCAAAAACAUUGGCUGGGGAACAGACCAGGGAAUUGGAGGAUUUGGAGAGGAGCCAGGAAUUAAAUCACAGCUAAUGAACCUUAUUCGAUCUGUACGAACAGUUAUGAGAGUGCCAUUGAUAAUAGUAAACUCAAUUGCAAUUGUGUUACUUUUACUAUUUGGGACCCUGAAGCAUACAGGCUGUGGUAGGGCCUACCAAGCUGGAAAGGCUUUGAGUCUGGCCAUGUUGACUGAUUAUGGUCUGAAGGCUAGCCUACGUAGCGUGAUGACGAAGGCGGAACUUCUCCGGGAGAAAGGCGGGACUUCCUCUGGUGCUCCAGGGCUUCCACAGAAAGCUCCGCUGUUAUAUUAUCUUUUCUUCUGCUCCGAGGCUGGUGACUUUCGUGGGUUCGAGGGACUUUAUCGGGACGGAAGAAAUAGCGAAGGCCGUAGCGGUUGGCCCAGGGUUCGGCUGUCGCCUUUAUUUCUGAAGGGGUUACGUACUGCUCCUGUCACCAUUAAGUUUGUGACAAAUACAACAAAAGAGAGCAAGGAGGACUUGUUAGAGAGACUGAGAAGAUUGAAUUUUGACAUAUAUGAGCAUGAGAUAUUCACUUCUCUGACAGCAGCCAGAAACCUAGUGCUGGAGUAUGAAGUUAGACCCAUGUUGCUGGUUGAUGACCGGGCACUAGCAGAAUUUAAAGGGAUAGCAGUAAACAAUCCCAAUGCUGUGGUCAUAGGAUUGGCACCACACCGUUUUAAUUAUGAAGUUCUGAAUCAGGCAUUCCGGCUGUUACUGAAUGGUGCUCUUCUUAUAGCAAUACACAAGGCCAGAUACUAUAAAAGGGAAGAUGGCCUUGCUCUGGGACCUGGACCAUUUGUGUCUGCUUUGGAGUAUGCAACGGACACCAAAGCCAUAGUGGUGGGGAAACCAGAGGGAAAAUUUUUCUUGGAAGCAUUGCGUGGCCUUGAUUGUACACCAGAAGAAGCCAUUAUGAUUGGAGAUGAUUGUAGAGAUGAUGUUGGUGGAGCUCAGAGUGCUGGCAUGCUAGGUAUCUUGGUGAAAACUGGGAAAUAUCGAAAGGAAGACGAAGGGAAAAUUAAUCCACCUCCUUACUUAAUCUGUGACAAUUUCCCACAAGCUGUAGACCACAUCUUACGUCUUUUACUAUGAGAGGAUGGCAACAUGAAAUGUAACAAUUUACUUCCCAGAAUGCAUCUUUGUAAACUCUUUCGGUCAGAAUACAUGGUAAUGGUCACAAUCUCAUUGUAAUCCUCCUUUGGUGUGCAUUAAAUUCAAGGAAAAGAUAUUGAACUUCACUAAUCCCUCCUAUUUUACCUUGUAAACAUGUUAAGAAACAAAAUGCUGAAAUUUUGUGUCAUUCCUUUUAAAAUAUUCAUCAGGUUAGGCAGCCUUAGGAGAGAAAAUUUGCCAUAGGGUAUAGUGUUCUUUAAACUUACUGUGAGAGGGGGCAGUAUUCAGAGUGUGAAUUAAGUUGAAUUGGUUUUUUAAAUUGUAAAGCAAUGCAUUGAAAGGUGCAUCAGCCUAUAGUUUCAGUAUUGAUUGCAGCUGUGAAAUCCAUCAGAUAUUUGAAGCAAAUGGAACAUGUAGGAAGUAAAAUGAAUUAUCCCUUAGACCAAGCAGUCAAGUGAAUUUGCUUUAACGAAUGAUGAAAACUAGAUUAUCUGCUGUAUUAUUCCCAUCACGGGUGACUUUUUUUCUCUUCAUUAGCCAGAAAUGACUAAUUUAAAUUUAGAGCCUGAUUUUAAUUUAAAAUAAUAUUACCAUUAAUAACCUAUUCAUUGCAGAUACCUAUUAUACUGUGUAACAGUUGUUUUGGAAAUUUUAUGUAAAAUUAAAACUAUCAGUAUUUUACAGAUGUUUUAAUUAGACAUUGUUAUUAACAGGAACAGUGCAGAAACUAAAAUCAAGCCUUUAAUGUCUUAUAGACCAUGCAUUUUUGAAGUUACUGUCCACCAGGGUCCUAUUAACUGUACAUUUGUAAGAUUUCAUUAUUUUUCCUUCUAACACUAUGGGAAAAAUCUUUUAGAAGCUACUGGGACAUAUUCAAGCUUUUAUGUACUUGGUUAGUACAGCUGUAAAAUGAAAUCUCCGUCAUUUAGCAUGGAUCAUUCUUCUCAUGUUAAAUCCACCAAAGUGAAGGGGCCUAGGUUGGUAAUGAUUUCCCUAACACAUUUGCAUACUGUGAUAUUCCUGGUCCUUUGCAAUUGUUGUACAGGGAGGGCUCUUGGGCAUUAAAUUAUUAGAAUGUAAUUGUACAUCGUUGUAGCAUUCACCUUAUUGAAACUCAUUGGUGUUAAUGAACUGUGCAUUUUGGUACUUCAGUGACUGUGGCUUUAGAUGCGGCUUUGUCCAAGCGGUAGUCAUCCCUCCUCUUGGUACUUUUCCACAGGCCACCAAACACUACUUGACUAUCACAGAUCGCAGAAAGCCCAAGUUGGAAAAGCUUACUCUAGGAACCCAGACUGAAAUUAGGGCUGCCUAGAUCUUCCCCCAUGUUUUUUUAAACCAUCAGUCUAUUUAAGAGGGAGAGGGAAAGACACAGACAAAAGAGAAAGGUGGGGAGUGAAGAGAGGGAGAGAGAAUGUGUGUGACUCCCUAUAGUUAUGGAGGGGAAGGGAGGGCAUCUUGUUCAUAAUCUCUGAAUAUUUAGACUAUACCUUACAGGUCACUUAUUCCUAGUUCAGUAGGCGGGGGGGAAACUUCUCUAAAAAUAAAAAUGACCAAUUUUUAGUCUUUCUGGCAAGAGGGUUCUAACUUUCACAACUGUUUUUAGGCACAUUUAAGCAGAGCUGGGUUCCUGCCAGAUUUGCUACUUCGACUCUUUGCCUAUAAGAACAUGGUUCUUACUGCCUAGUUUUUUUUGUUUGUUUUGUUUGUUUUUUUAAUUUGGGAAAUUUCAUUUAAUUAAUUUAGAACAUUUUUCCAUGAUUACAUGAUUCAUGUUCUUUCCCUGCCCUCCCCCCCCUCCUGUAACUAAUGCACAAUUCCACUGGGUUUUAUAUGUGUCAUGGAUCAAGACCUAUUUCCAUAUUAUUGAUAUUUGCACUGUGGUGAUCAUUUAGAGUCUACAUCCCCAAUCAUAUCCCCAUUGAAUCAUGUGAUCAGGCAGUUGUUUUUCUUCUGUGUUUCUGCUCCCACAGUUCUUCCUCUGAAUGUGAAUAAUGUUCUUUCUCAUAAGUCCCUCAGAAUUAUCCUGAGUCACUGCAUUGCUGCUAGUAGAGAAGUCCAUUACGUUCAAUUGUACCACAGUGUAUCAGUCUCUGUGUACAAUGUUCUCCUGGUUCUGCUCCUCUCGCUCUGCAUCACUUCCUGGAGGUUGUUCCAGUCUCCAUGGAAUUCCUCCACUUUAUUAUUCCUUUGAGCACAAUAGUAUUCCAUCACCAACAUAGACCACAAUUUGUUCAGCCAUUCCCCAAUUGAAGGGCAUCCCCUCAUUUUCCAAUUUUUGGCCACCACAAAGAGUGCAGCUAUGAAUAUUCUUGUACAAGUCUUUUUCCUUAUUAUCUCUUUGGGGUACAAACCCAACAGUGCUAUGGCUGGAUCAAAGGGCAACUGCCUCCUUUUAACCCUAAAUAAGUAGCUGAAUACUUGUUAAAGGUCCAGCUCUGUACUUUAGAGAAAUAAUUAGAGCACAACAAGCCAGCAUAAGUGAUAAAUUUUGCAAUACAGAUAACAAAGAACUACAUAUGUUCAGAGAGGGAUGAAGGCAUGGAUUCGAUAGUUGCAAGAAGCCCUGAUUAAGUUGGUCAGGGCAGCUACAGUGGCUCUGUGGAUAGAGAGGCAGACCUGGAGAUGAUGGGAGGUCUCAGAUACUUCCUAGCUAUAUGACCCUGGGCAAGUCCCUUAACCCCAGUUGCCUUUUCAGCCUUUCUGCCCUAAACCAAUACUAUUAAUCCUAAGACAGAAGGUAAGGAUUUUAAAGGAGGAAAAAAAGGUAGAGGAAAAGUAAUAAGAAGUAUGUAUAAGGAGGCCACUUUGUUUCAUUUUUUAAAAUGAUAUUCACAUUCUACCUAACAAGGCUUUUUGAAUUCCCUCAGAACUCUUUUUGUGUAUUCUGGGAAUUUUUUUUUGUCUCUUUCAGGGAGAUUGAGAAUGGGUCAAGGUCCUUAAAGAUGUCUGCACAGAUGGAAUUACUUGUUUUUCCCCUUUUUUCCUUUUUUUUGACCCGAAUAAUGCAGGAAUUUGUUUUGCAUGACUUUAUUCACGUGUAAUGGGCUUUUACUUUUUUUGCCUUCUUAGUGAUGGACAAUUUAGAACUGAACAGAAUUUUGAAUUAAAAUAAAAUUUUAAAAAUGUU
Messenger RNA from Monodelphis domestica (gray short-tailed opossum), 4492 nucleotides. The record is from RefSeq and is a predicted model, not a curated record. Lineage: Eukaryota; Metazoa; Chordata; Mammalia; Didelphimorphia; Didelphidae.